Messenger RNA from Ochlerotatus camptorhynchus, 3876 nucleotides. Its product is annotated as coiled-coil domain-containing protein AGAP005037. The record is from RefSeq and is a predicted model, not a curated record. Gene Ontology annotation, cellular component: cytoplasm. The coding region runs from base 515 to 3667 and encodes 1050 amino acids. Lineage: Eukaryota; Metazoa; Arthropoda; Insecta; Diptera; Culicidae. The transcript is spliced from 21 exons.
AACGGUGGAACUUUAUCUAAUACUAUUAAUUUCGCUCAAUGCAAAAGUGUCGGAGAAAGUGGUUUAAUCCUUCGAAAUAAAGAUAUUUUCAUCAUGAAGUUGAGCAUUAACCAUCAAUACCGCGAUACUCCGUAAAUGUUUCGUGCUAAGCUUCGCCGCGCGCGUGAAACAAACCGAGGAAAAUAUCGUACGCCAUUGAAGAGCGUGAAGUGCAAAAACAGCAGACUCCGGAGUCUAGAUUGAGGCAAAUCAUCAAACUCUCGAGUGCAUGUCUCAGAUAAAAAUUGUCCAUUUGAUGUUGGAGAACUUCGUUCAUAAAAUCGUUUGAUUACAUUGAUGCGCACACAGUGAAUACUGGUGGUACGAGAAGUUGCAUAAAUAAGAGGAAUCAAAUCAACAAAGUCUUCAACCCGGUUGUUAAUUGUUCUAAUUCAAAAAGAAAAACACAUCGUAAAAGUGUAUCAACGUCUACAUCUUUAGAAGCAGAGAAAGUGUGAGCAAAGAAAUUUCCAAAAUGCUCAUUCGGUGGAAGAGUAAAGACAAGAGCUCCUCUUCAAAUUCAUCUGGCAGUACGAAAAAGAAAAGGAAAGGGCGUGAGGGAGACGAAGACUGGCAGAACGAAAAGGGAAAUCGUAAUCAACCAAAUGAGCCAGCAACCGAAGACAGAAGACGGGUUGCCAGAAGUAGAGAAGAUCCCAGGCGACAUACGUUAGGCGGAGACAUGUUACACUAUCAAGGACAAGGCGAACUAUCAGUGCUCCAGAGAUCUCUGGAUUUAGAUACUACUCAGAUGAGAGCAUAUGCGCCAGUAAAUCAAGGUCCAUUAUUCGAUGAUGACCCAGGAAUUAUGUCUGAAGUGGAAACGGCCAGCACUGGAUUUAGACGAGGUGGAAAACAACGAUCCUCAUUACCAGUUGUGAGAACGCCUUCUAAAACUCUAGAAAGACCUUUAGGACUAGUGUUUUUGCAAUACAGAUCUGAAACAAAAAGAGCAUUGCUUCCAAAUGAAAUCACCUCUAUCGAUACAGUGCGCGCUUUGUUUGUGAGAUCAUUUCCCAGACAACUGACUAUGCAAUACUUGGAAGGACCGAAUGUGAAAAUCUAUAUCCAUGAUUCCAGUAAGGAUAUGUUCUAUGAGCUUGAGGAUGUGCGAUCGCAUCUUCGGGAAAUUCGCGAUCGUUCAGUAUUGAGACUAUUUGAAUCCAAUGAAGUAAGUGCUCCUCAAGUGUUACCUGGAGGUCCCGGUAUUCCACAACCAUUAGCUACACCAGCUGGACUAUGGGAUUCUGAACAAAGUUAUUUCAGCGAACCGGAAUUCGACUCCGAUUAUCGACAUCAGCACAUUCAUAAGAGUAAGACUGGAAAAGCACCUUAUUAUAUGGGAGCACAAACUUUGCCAAGGGGAAUGUAUUCCGACAGAAGCAAGAGCACAACCGGACUGCCUACUAAACCAAUACGGUCGUAUGGAUCGAAAGGCAGUAUCGGUCCAUCAUCGUUUCCAUAUUCCCCAGAUCAGCUCUAUAGCAUUCCAGAUGGAUACAUGAGUUCUCCAGAACGAAGUGGUUCCAACAGAGCAUAUGAAGAACCAUAUUACAGUCAGUAUAGUACUCGUGGAAAUGCAGUUACGUCAAUUAUAGAUGAAGAACAAGGUAGAGAUGCCACGUUGGCAGAGGAUCAAUACGCUAUGUAUGGUGUGAAAGGACUUGGAAGGAUUCCGCCUGCCACGAACCAGAUGUAUGAUCCAACACGGCCUGAGGAUUUACAUCGCAUUCGAGUUGAGCACAUGGAAAGACAGUUAGCCAAUCUGACCGGCUUGGUUCAGAAAGCAUUGACACAGAAACCGACACAGCCAGUAGUUAGUAACAAUCAAAGUACUUUAGGGCUGCCAGCACAAUAUCGUUCAGACAAAUCAGUGUCGUUUGAAAAAUCUGUUUCGUUCAGCGAUGAUGUCCAGGGAACCCCUAAGCCUUAUUCUCCUCAUCACCUCGCUGACUCAAAACCAUCGAAACCUGCUAUCAAAUCGUCAACAUUACCACGAACGUCAUCUCAAGAAAAUUAUUCCCUAACCUUAGAGCGCGAUCGCUUGAAGCCGGCUCCGCCACCAAAGCCGUUGGUGUUAGCAACCAAUCAAUACAACGCUGAUUUAUCGCUCUCACCGGAAGUCUACAAUAAUCUACGAAGUUUGCAAAAGAAGGCGAAAGAUCUGAGAACAGAAGUUCGAGCAAUGAGACGUCUAACUCAAACACAAGCGGUCGCUAUACGGGAAGAUAUCAAAGAUACCUUUAUGAGAAUUAGGGCGACAUUGUUAUCAAGUAGUGGUGCGCUGUGGGGACAAUCUGACCAGGAACGGACUAAAAUGACUAGAGAUGAGGAAAUAUACAAACAAGAAGUAAUACGAUUAGAAAAGGAUUUGAGUGAUUUGGAAUCAUCAGUUGAAGGAUUGCGUGGAGAGGUUAUCAAUCGUCGCACACGUGUAAAUAUGACGGCUGUUGAAGACAUGGCUCUUGUAUUGAGUCGGGCAAGUAAAACUGUCGCCGAACUAAAGUUACGGUUCCCCAUGUUGCAACAGGACUUGCGUACGUUUUUAUCACUUGACAUGGAAAGACUUUGCCGAGAAGAAAAUUUCUUAAAAGAAGAGCCAGAAAGGUUGGAAUCCGCUUUGAGAAGAUGCAAAAAGUUAACUGGAACAUUAGUUACGUUGAAAAGGCUCGCAAGCGUUCAAGAACAACGAUUGCCUCUUCCAGAACCCUCCCUGUCGGAAGAGCCAGUGAGGUCUUCAGAUGGACCUCCUAAUCCCAAUAAGCCAGUCCCAAGUCCCCGGUUGGGGGCGGUCACUAUCAACGGGGGAAUUGCGCCAGAAAACGCCCUCGAUGCUCUACUAGAUGAACUGCAAACAUUCGCCAAACCGCCUAACGGGACAAAUGAGAUUCGUCCCGACGAUUCCACUUCUGAUGACAGCUCUCAGGCUAUACAGAGCACUGUAACUACGAAAAUGGCACAAGCACAGCUUUAUCCUGACGCAAUUUCAACUAACGUAGGUUUACGACGUUUACAUUCAUACCCAAGUGGAUCAGACACGGACACAAGUCCUCCACAGCCAAUACGUCCUAUUGGAAAACCUCCGGUUCCAGAACGCAAUGCCGACUUGCUAUCUAAAGUCAACUGCAAGCGUGUACCACCACCUCCACCGCCGCGAACAAGUUCUCGCAGCCCAUUGGCCAGUCCCACCAGUCCCAACAUGCCUCAUCAAAUGCAACAAAUGUCAGACAUAGAUCAGCAAAGUAUUAUCAAUUCUGAAAAUAUGACUAAAGAUUCUGGAAUGGAUUCCAGCAGCGAAUCUGUUAGCUCAGAUAACUCUCAGCGACAACAGGCUCUCGAAAUGCGUCAUCAAGAGUUGUUGAAAAAACAAAAACAAUUACAAGAACAAUAUCAACGUUUACAACAAAUGAGUAAAAAUAACAUUCCGCUUGCUACUCCUGACGAUAAGAAAAAAAUGAGGUCUGGCAUGAGUGGCUCUACAAAAAAUUUAACAGAUGACAAUUUUUCUGACAGUAUUGAAACUUCUAAUGGUAACUUUGACAAAAAUGGUGAACUCAAUACUAACACUGGCACCGUGAGCAAUCUUACAAAGACUACAAAUAAGGUCUAUGAAACAGAUAUACUAUAACAGCAGGCCAAAGGAUGGCGAGAAACAGAUGUAGAUUUUCUAUGAUCUAAUUUAGACGCUAAACAUAUGUUUAGAUCCUUUGGCAAUUGAUGCUGAAGUUUUGUUAUGUUUUAUAAGUUUCGAUCUAUAUGUCAAAGUGAUACAGACGAAAACAAAAAUCGAGAGGUGUUACGAUUAUGUUAUACAUCUUACUUGUGAUGUUUUGAAUA